Messenger RNA from Anarrhichthys ocellatus (wolf-eel), 7849 nucleotides. Its product is annotated as sodium channel protein type 2 subunit alpha-like. NCBI's taxonomy places the organism in Eukaryota, Metazoa, Chordata, Actinopteri, Perciformes, Anarhichadidae. Gene Ontology annotation, cellular component: plasma membrane; voltage-gated sodium channel complex. The record is from RefSeq and is a predicted model, not a curated record. Gene Ontology annotation, molecular function: voltage-gated sodium channel activity. The coding region runs from base 1 to 6117 and encodes 2038 amino acids. Gene Ontology annotation, biological process: neuronal action potential; sodium ion transmembrane transport; membrane depolarization during action potential. The transcript has 26 exons.
AUGGCACAGCUGCUUGUACCGCCCGGACCUGACAGCUUCUGCCCCUUCGGCCCCGAGUCGCUGGCCGCCAUCGAGAGGCGCAUCGCCGAGGAGGAGGCCCGGAGACCGCGGGCGGAGCGCCGCGUCGACAGCGACGACGAAAAUGGGCCCCGGCCCAACAGCGACCUGGAGGCGGGGAAGUCCCUCCCCUUCAUCUACGGGGACACCCCUCCCAGCCUGGUGUCCACCCCUCUGGAGGACCUGGACACCUUCUACAGCAAUCAGAAGACCUUCAUAGUAUUGAAUCGCGGGAAGACAAUCUUCCGUUUCAACGCCACUCCUGCCUUGUACAUCCUAAGCCCCUUCAACCCUCUAAGGAGGGUAGCUAUUAGAGUUUUAGUACACUCGAUGUUCAGCAUGUUGAUCAUGUUCACCAUCCUGACCAACUGUGCUUUCAUGACCCUCAGUAACCCCCCGGAGUGGGCCAAGAAUGUAGAGUACACAUUCACAGGGAUUUACACCUUCGAGUCCCUCAUAAAGAUCCUGGCCAGGGGCUUCUGCGUGGGCAAGUUCACCUUCCUGCGGGACCCGUGGAACUGGCUGGAUUUCAGCGUUAUCCUCAUGGCGUAUGUAACAGAGUUUGUACACCUAGGCAAUGUUUCAGCUCUGCGCACGUUCAGAGUAUUGCGAGCUUUGAAAACUAUCUCAGUGAUACCAGGCUUGAAGACCAUCGUCGGCGCGCUGAUCCAGUCGGUGAAGAAGCUGUCGGACGUCAUGAUCCUCACCGUCUUCUGCCUCAGCGUCUUCGCCCUCAUCGGCCUGCAGCUCUUCAUGGGCAACCUGAGGCAGAAGUGCGUGCGCAUGCCGUUUGCCGUCAACGCCACCAACGGCAGCAGCAACGCCACCGCCGACGACGCCGCGCUCUUCAACGGCACCCUGCUGGACCUCAGCGGCGCGUUCGAGCAGAACGACACGGAGAGCCCCUUCAACUGGACGGAGUACAUCAACGACGACAGGAAUUACUAUUUCCUCCCGGGCCGUCGGGACGCUCUGCUCUGUGGGAACGGCAGCGGCGCUGGGCUCUGUCCAGAGGGCUUCUCGUGUAUCAAAGCCGGCCGCAAUCCAGACUACGACUACACCAGCUUCGACUCGUUCAGCUGGGCGUUCCUCUCCCUGUUCCGACUCAUGACCCAGGACUUCUGGGAAAACCUCUACCAGCAGACUUUGCGCGCGGCAGGGAAGCCCUACAUGCUCUUCUUCGUGCUGGUGAUCUUCCUGGGCUCCUUCUACCUGGUCAACCUGAUCCUGGCCGUGGUGGCCAUGGCUUACGACGAACAGAACCAGGCGACCAUCGAGGAGGCUCUGCAGAAGGAGGAGGAGUUCCAGGCCAUGCUGGAGCAGCUGAAGAGACAGCAGGAGGAGGCGCAGGUUGCCGCGGCAGCAGCCACGGAGAGCGGGGAGUACAGCGGGAGAGGGGGCCCCACCUCUGAGUCGUCCUCGGGGACGUCGAAGCUCAGCUCCAAAAGUGCCAAGGAGCGACGCAACAGGCGGAAGAAGAGGAGGCAGAGGGAGGAGGAGGAGGAGAGGGGGGGCCGCGACAAGUUCCACAAGUCUGAGUCCGAAGACAGCAUCAAGAGGACCAGCUUCCGCUUCUCCAUCGAUGCCAACAGGCUCUCUUAUGAGAAGAGAUGCUCCUCGCCCAACCAGUCUCUGCUCAGUAUCCGCGGAUCCCUCUUCUCACCCCGGAGGAACAGCCGCGCCAGCCUGUUCAGCUUCCACGGCCGGGCGCGCGACAUGGGCUCCGAGAACGACUUUGCCGACGACGAGCACAGCACCUUCGAGGAGAACGACAGCCGCCGGGGCUCCCUGUUCCUGCCGCGCCGCCUCGAGCGCCGCUGCAGCGCCGUCAGCCAGAUCAGCCUCGGGGCGCCGCGGAUCGUGCUGCCUGCCAACGGCAAGAUGCACUGCGCCGUGGACUGCAAUGGCGUGGUGUCUCUGGUCGGUGGGACUUCUGUAACAACCUCCCCUGUAGGUCUCCUGCUGCCUGAGGGUACAACUACAGAUACUGAGUUCAAGAAGCGGCGGCCAGGCUUUCGCAAGCCAUCCAUGGAUUAUCUAGAUGAACCGGUGGGGCGGCAGAGAGCCAUGAGCGUGGCCAGUAUCCUCACCAACACCAUGGAAGAGCUGGAAGAGUCGAGACAGAAAUGCCCCCCUUGCUGGUACAGGUUCGCCAACACCUCCCUGAUCUGGGACUGCUGCCCCGCGUGGCUGAAAAUCAAGGACAUCGUCAGCACGGUGGUCAUGGACCCGUUUGUGGAUCUGGCCAUCACAAUAUGCAUCGUUCUCAACACCCUGUUCAUGGCCAUGGAGCACUACCCCAUGACUAAGGAAUUCAACAGCAUACUCUCAGUUGGAAACCUGGUGUUCACCGGCAUCUUCACGGCCGAGAUGUGCUUCAAGAUCAUCGCCAUGGAUCCCUACUACUACUUCCAGGAGGGCUGGAACAUCUUCGACGGCAUCAUUGUCAGCCUGAGCCUGAUGGAGCUCGGCUUGGCCAACGUGGAGGGCCUGUCUGUGCUCCGGUCCUUCAGAUUGCUGAGGGUCUUCAAGCUAGCCAAGUCAUGGCCCACUCUGAACAUGCUGAUCAAGAUCAUCGGGAACUCUGUGGGGGCUUUGGGGAACUUGACCCUGGUGCUGGCCAUCAUCGUCUUCAUCUUCGCCGUGGUCGGCAUGCAGCUGUUUGGAAAGAGCUACAAGGAGUGCGUGUGCAAGAUUUCCGACGAUUGCAAGCUGCCGCGCUGGCACAUGCACGACUUCUUCCACUCCUUCCUCAUCGUGUUCCGGGUGCUGUGCGGGGAGUGGAUCGAGACCAUGUGGGACUGCAUGGAGGUGGCUGGGCAGUCCAUGUGCCUCAUAGUCUUCAUGAUGGUCAUGGUCAUUGGAAACCUGGUGGUCUUGAACCUGUUCCUGGCUCUCCUCCUGAGCUCAUUCAGCGCUGACAACCUGGCAGCGACCGACGACGACAGCGAGAUGAACAACCUGCAGAUCGCUGUGGGCCGGAUCCAGCGGGGCAUCGCGUUCGUCAAAUCCACAGUCCGGCAGUUCCUCCAGAGCCUCUGCUUUGGCGGCGGCGGCGGCAAAAAGGGCUCCGGUCUGGCGGAGGAGAUUAAACCGCUGGACGAACUGCACAGCAACGGCAAGGGCAACUGCAUCUCCAACCACACGUCGAUGGAGAUCACCAAAGACCCCAGUGUGGUGUACAUGACAGAGGGCAACGGACGGCCAGGAGGGGGGCUGGUGGUAGGGGUCGGGGUCGGGGUUGGCGGGGACACCGCGGGGAAGUACCCGGUGGAUGAGUGCGACUACAUGUCAUUUAUUCACAACCCCAGCCUGACAGUCACCGUGCCCAUCGCGGUGGGAGAGUCGGACUUCGAGAACCUGAACACGGAAGAUUUCAGCAGCGACUCGUCGGACGUGGAGGGCAGCAAAGAGAAGCUCGAUAUAGAGCCCUUCCCGCGUCUGAUGAGCUCGUCGGAGGGGAGCACGGUGGAUAUCCGCCCCCUGGGAGACGGGGUGGAUUCGGUGGAGAUGGAGCCGGAGGAGUCGCUGGAACCAGAGGCCUGCUUCACAGAGGGCUGCGUGAGCAGGUUCCAGUGCUGCCAGAUCAAUGAGGACGAGGAGCAUUUUAAGAGCUGGUGGACACUCAGGAAAACCUGCUUUAUCAUAGUGGAGCACAACUGGUUUGAAUCCUUCAUCAUAUUCAUGAUCCUGCUGAGCAGUGGAGCACUGGCGUUCGAGGACGUUUACAUCGAGCAGCGGAGGACCAUCAAAACCGUGCUGGAGUACGCAGACAAGGUCUUCACUUACAUCUUCAUCCUGGAGAUGCUGUUGAAGUGGGUGGCAUACGGCUUUGUCAAGUAUUUCACCAACGCCUGGUGCUGGCUGGACUUCCUCAUUGUAGACGUGUCCCUGGUCAGCCUUGUAGCCAAUGCUAUGGGCUACUCCGAGCUAACCACCAUCAAAUCUCUGAGGACACUGCGAGCCCUCCGGCCCCUGAGGGCCCUGUCUCGGUUUGAGGGCAUGAGGGUUGUGGUGAACGCGCUGCUGGGGGCCAUCCCCUCCAUCAUGAACGUGCUGUUGGUGUGCCUCAUCUUCUGGCUCAUCUUCAGCAUCAUGGGCGUCAACCUGUUCGCGGGGAAGUACUACUACUGCGUCAACACCACCACGGACGUCAACUUCCCCAUCGACGUUGUCAACAACAAGAGCGAGUGCCUGAACUUGGUCAACGACAGCGCCCGCUGGAAGAACGUCAAGAUCAACUUCGACAACGUCGGGGCCGGCUACCUGGCUCUGCUGCAAGUGGCUACAUUUAAGGGCUGGAUGGACAUCAUGUACGCAGCGGUGGACUCUCGAGACGUGGAGGACCAGCCUGAAUACGAAGUGAACUUGUACAUGUACCUCUACUUUGUCAUCUUCAUCAUCUUCGGCUCCUUCUUCACCCUCAACCUGUUCAUCGGCGUCAUCAUCGACAACUUCAACCAGCAGAAGAAGAAGUUUGGAGGUCAGGACAUCUUCAUGACAGAAGAGCAGAAGAAAUACUACAACGCCAUGAAGAAGCUGGGCUCCAAGAAACCACAAAAACCAAUACCUCGGCCAACAAAUGCGUUCCAAGGCUGCGUGUUCGACUGCAUCACCAAGCAGGCCUUCGACAUCGUGAUCAUGAUCCUCAUCUGCCUUAACAUGGUGACCAUGAUGGUGGAGACGGACGACCAGACGCUGGACAUGGACAAAAUCCUCUACAGGAUCAACCUGGUCUUCAUCGUGCUCUUCACCGGGGAGUGCGUGCUCAAGAUGAUCUCUCUGCGUCACUAUUACUUCACCAUCGGUUGGAAUGUAUUCGACUUCGUGGUGGUGAUCCUGUCCAUCGUAGGUAUGUUUUUGUCCGAACUGAUCGAGAAGUACUUUGUGUCCCCGACGCUAUUCCGAGUGAUCCGUCUGGCCCGGAUAGGCCGCAUCCUCCGCCUCAUCAAAGGUGCCAAGGGCAUCCGGACGCUCCUCUUUGCCUUGAUGAUGUCGCUCCCCGCUCUGUUCAACAUCGGCCUCCUCCUCUUCCUCGUCAUGUUCAUCUACGCCAUCUUCGGCAUGUCCAACUUCGCCUACGUCAAGCACGAGGCGGGGAUCGACGACAUGUUCAACUUCGAGACGUUCGGGAACAGCAUGAUCUGCCUGUUCCAGAUCACCACGUCGGGCGGGUGGGACGGCCUGCUGGCGCCUAUUCUGAACAAGAGGGAUCCCGACUGCGACAGCCAGAUGGAGCACCCGGGCAACUCCUACAGGGGCAACUGCGGCAACCCGUCGGUGGCCAUCUUCUUCUUCGUCAGCUACAUCAUCAUCUGCUUCCUCAUCGUGGUCAACAUGUACAUCGCCGUCAUCCUGGAGAACUUCAGCGUGGCCACGGAGGAGAGCGCCGAGCCGCUGAGCGAGGACGACUUCGAGAUGUUCUACGAGGUGUGGGAGCGCUUCGACCCCGACGCCACGCAGUUCAUGGAGUACAUCAAGCUCUCCGACUUUGCAGACGCCCUGGAUCCGCCGCUGCGCAUACCCAAGCCCAACAUGCUCCAUCUCAUCUCCAUGGACCUGCCGAUGGUGAGCGGCGAGCGCAUCCACUGCCUCGACAUCCUGUUCGCCUUCACCAAGCGGGUGCUGGGCGAGAGCGGCGAAAUGGACGUGCUGCGCGGGCAGAUGGAGGAGCGCUUUAUGGCCUCCAACCCCUCUAAGGUGUCCUACGAACCCAUCACCACCACGCUGCGCCGCAAGCAGGAGGACAUGGCGGCCGUGAUCAUCCAGAGAGCCUUCCGCCGCUACAUGAUCCUCCUGGCCAUGAAGAAGGCCUCCACCCUCUACAAGGAGCGGCUGAAGGAGGGCGUCCGCGACCCCGACAAGGACGUGAUGGUCAUCGGCAAGUUCUCCGAGAACUCCACCUCGGACAAAACGGACAUGACGCCCUCCACGGCCUCGCCGCCGUCCUACAACAGCGUGACGAAGACGGACAAGGACAAAUACGAGAAAGAGAACACGGACAAAGAAAACAAAGGGAAAGACAAAAAGAAAGACUUUUUAACAAAUCCGAACAAAUAAAAUAAUAAUGCAUCAGAGACGCGAGGGCAAUUUGUUUACAGCUUUCUAAAGGGGGUGGAUAGAGACACACUUGUUCAGAGAUGAGGAGCGCUAUGCCAGGUGGGCCUGAAAUGGGAGCGUGCUUAUGUCACAUGUGAAUACGUGGGGGUCUUCUCAGAGACAAAAAGCAGACACUGCCAGAGAUGGACUGGACCACGGGGAAGCCUCUCUGCACAAAACGCUUGUGAUUUUCCUAUUGGUUGUUGUUACUAUCUGACACACUUGAGUGUACUGUUAAGUUGUCUGUAGCUAGUGCUGCUGCUACUACUAUAAAUCCAGUGUCUUGAAUUUAACAAUCGCUGUAUCACAAAACUCUUUUUUUUUUCUGGUGACGAGGUUUCUUUUUUCUUUUUUUACGAGAAAGAAUAUUUUAUACUUUUCUUUGUGUUGUUAUUGUGAGAAUGCAUCCACUGCUUUCACUGUUGUAGAAUCAGGGCAGACGGAGUGCAGCGGUCUACCGAGCUGAGCUGCAACGGACAAAUGCGUCGCAUUCAGUGCCACCACUGAUUGUUGGAAUCUGUAUUGUUUCAACGGAGAACACAAGUCUCUGAUCACAGAGAAGCUGAAUGUAUGCAAGGGAUGAGACAUUUCAAGAAAUAGUUUGACAUUUUGGGGAAUAUCCUGCUUUUAAAGAAUUUAAAAAACAUUUUUUUUUCGCCUUUUUAAAGACAUUUUAAGUACGAAUUCAUUUAUUUUUUAAUUUUUUAAUUGAAGUUAUUGGCUUUUUGUCAUGCCUGAAAAGCCCCGCGGGCGCCUAGUGACACAGCUUGUGAGGUGCGUUACCAUUCGUAACUUUGCGCUUUACGCUAAAUACGUGAUGACAUCACUUUUGGCUUGCGCACUACUGCGACCGUAAACUCUGCUUCGGCUCAUUAAAUGUCUUUUCAAAAUAAACCUCUGCGUUCACAGGAAAUGCACAGUUGCCGCUGACCCUUGCAGUUAGCCAACGCACGGACACGAAAGCAGAGAAGCCUCUUUUCCCUGAAAUGUCCAAAAUAUUCCUUUAAAUGUGACGCUCAUAUCUACCCGUCCAUCCGUAUCGCAGCGUCUCCUCCAACGCAUUACCCCCCCCCCCCAUAUUGUGAAGAAAGUAUAAAUAUAAAGAAUCUUUCUAACUGCCCUCAAGCUACAACAUCACGAUAUAUAUAUAUAUAUCCCAUAUACGGUAUCGCAAACGUUUGUACGACGUUCAUGUUUCAAUUGAGGAGCGAGUGGUUUUAAUGUAGUGGUUUGUACAUAAUCUAGCUGUUUGGGCCCACAGUAUGCAUCACACUUACAUUUGAUGUAAGAGCACUUUUUACCCCCCCCCUGCUAUGUAACACCUCGUGUGGUCAUACAUGUAAGUGUGUGUGAGAUGUACGUCUAUGUGUGAGGGAGAAUGUAAGCGUCCAUCUCUUUAUGUUUGUGUGCAACUGAGGGUCUGCGGGUUGCUUAUGCUCCACCGAUUAUAAAUAACAUUUAUAUUGUAGAUAUAAGUGCAUUUUUCCAGUCUUCGGAUUUAAUUUAUUUUCUGCACUGUAACACAUGACGAUGUAUGGUCCCCCAUAUCUGUAGAAACCAUGAAGCAAUCAGUAGCCAUCUCUCAUUGCGCUUGUAGUGUUUUAGUGAACUGCAUGCAAGAAGUGACUACUGUCCCGCUCAUAUGGUCCUGUCAAUUCAAAAGCCAAAAGAAUAAAGGACAUAUUUUUUGUAA